AUGGAGAGAAGGGACUCACUGGAUGGAACAACUACAUCAACGACCGAUAGAGGUGAUGCCAAGUCAUUGAUGGGGGCUGAAUUUGAGGUGUUCUUGAAUUUUAGAGGGUCUGACAUUCGCCUGAAUUUUGCCGACUGCCUCUAUCACUCCAUGGAUGGUGCUGGGAUUCGCGUUUUCAGAGAUGAUGAAGAGAUCAUAAAAGGUGAGGCUAUUGAAGGCAGACUAGAGCACGCGAUUAAGAGCUCCAGAAUCUGUAUGCCCAUCUUCUCUAGAAACUACGCAACUAGCGCGUGGUGUCUUCGCGAGCUUGCAUACAUGAUGGAUUGCUCGAGAAAUAGAGAUGGCAAAGCGAUGAUCCUGCCAGUUUUCUUUGAUGUGAAUCCUGAUGAUGUCAAACUCAAAACCAAUCAGUAUCAUGAUGCUCUACACAAACACGAGCAGAAGUUUGGCUGCCAUGUAGUGCAGCAGUGGAAAGAGGCUUUGAGAGAGGUUGGUCUUAUCAAAGGAUGGCAUCUCAAAGAUAGAGGGUAA
Eucalyptus grandis is the source of this 531-nucleotide messenger RNA. RefSeq names its product TMV resistance protein N-like. Gene Ontology annotation, biological process: signal transduction. The transcript has a single exon. Lineage: Eukaryota; Viridiplantae; Streptophyta; Magnoliopsida; Myrtales; Myrtaceae. The record is from RefSeq and is a predicted model, not a curated record. Bases 1 to 531 code for a protein of 176 amino acids.